AGAUGCGACCGAACUGCAACGUGUGCGCCGGUCAUCCGAACAAGACGCAGAACUGGCAGCGUUCUUACUUCUUCCUCAGAUCUGACAGCUCGGCCUUCGAGGAACCUCCACAAAACGAUUGUCGAGUUCUUUGGAACCGUUCUUGCGGUAGAAUAUUCUGUCGCAAACCGUAAGCGACUUAUUGAUUCUAAUCGUGUCUCCUUUUUCGCUUUGUAUGCAGUUGGCCAUCCUACCUCCCCGAUCUAUCCCGAAGAUUUUUUGAAGAGUGUUCGUGCCGUAUCUCUGCUUCGAACCUAUCGUUGGUCGGAGAUCACCGUUAAGAAGAUCCGUGAGCUUAAAGAUCGAAUCGCGCGAAGAGAGUGGAGAUCUGAUCUUCCGGUCGUUCUUCCUAUUCGUACCAAACGACUAGAUAUCUUCCCGAAGGACAUCCAAAAACAAAUUUCCGAGGCAAAGAGGAUGGGAACUCUUCCUGAUUUGAGUGCGAUACUGUCUGCCCAGCUGGGGUUGAUCGGUGGGGGAGGAUCGUCAGUAGCGGUUCCUCGCGCUGACGCGAUUCCCCCUUCUAAUACCCGCGACGCAGGGAAGGGUAAAAAAAGGAAGAGGGGUGGCUCGGGAACCGAAAGGAGUGCCGAGGGAACGAGCGGCGUUCCUCCUUCAGGUGAACUCCAAACGAAGAAGAAGAGAAAGAGGACAGAGAAGAAGUCUGCUGUCGAGGGAUCAGGGAAUCUCGAGGGACCGACCGAAACUGAGGGGGAGAACGUCCAGGAAGAAGAACUUCGUCCCGAGGAAGAGGUUCCCGCAGAUAGGGCCCUUGGAGAAGAAGGCGACGAGGAAGAAGCCGUCGACGGACAAGAGUCUGAGACUUCUCUUGAAGAUGCGGGCUCAGACAACCUCGCAGAGGAAUCUGAGGGGUCGCCACUUCUGAUAAGAGGGCGCGGCGAUGAAGCUGAUGGCGAGGAGCAACUUCCUGCUCCGAUGUCUCCUCACGCAGAGAUUCCAGCCCGUCCCAAUAUCGGGGCCGUCCAGACUGGUACCUCUUCUCGCGGUGACGCCAUUUUGAGGAGGGUGCCCGGAGUCAGCUUUCCCGACAGAGUUGACUUUCACUACGAGGGGCCGGCUCCGCUGGCGUAUGUUCCGGAAAAAUGCGGGGAGCUCCUUCGUCAGUUUAGAGGAAGGGCGAAACCUUUGCCCGCUGUGGAGGAUCUCGUCUUCGGGGGCGAGUACGAGGAGGCUGCAAGGGCCAAGCUGUUGGGGGAUAGCGCAAUGAACAUCGUGGUCGACAAAUAUGAUACUGCGCUGAAGGGGGCUUUGAACGAGCUCGAGCAGGCCAAGAGGGAGCAUGCGGAGAAAGAAGAGGCUUCUGCUCGUCAGCUAAGUGCAUCGAAGGCCAACGUCGAGAGACUUAACGGGAUGGUCACUCGCGCAAUUGCUCGAAGGGAUGAGCUCAAAGCCGAUUUGGCGGCCUCUCGUGGAGUCAUCCAUGAGUUAGAGCAGAAGAAUGCGGAGCUCGAAGGUGAGAAGGCUUCGCUCGCUGCCUCUCAUGAAAGAGAGAUGAAGCGUCUUAGGGAUUCCAGAAUCCUAGAGGUCACGAAGGAAAGGGGGAGAGUCGAGGCCGAGAUGGCUGCGAAAGCUAACCGUCGCUUUGCGAGGAUCCGUUCCCGAGAAGAACAGCGGGAUGCCUAUGAUAAAGCUAGGUUACUCCAUAGCCAAGCCUUUGGGACCAGGAAAUGUCUUGAAUCCUUAAGGAGGGUUGGGAGCGACAUCUCGCAAUCUGUUAUCGAGAUAUUCGCAGAGCAGGAGAGGAAAUACGAACAAGAGGCCGAGAAACUCAAAGUGGGCGAGAUACCUGCGGAAGAUCUCAUACUCUCUCCUCUUGUGUUGGACUCUCAGUUCGUGGAUGCUCGAAUCUUGGCGAGUCUUGAUCCAUAUGGGUCUAACGCUGGCUUAAUCGACCCUGAGACUGCGCUGACUCUUCACACUCCUCUUACGCAUCCGACUGAAGAACAGCACGCAGACCCCCCCUCCCACGUCGAGGGUCCUUCGACUGCGUUUGAGGGAGAGACGCCUAACCGAGGGAACCUUGUUGCUGAAGAUAAUGCUCCUUUGCUCGUACUUUCGGACACUUCGGCUGAAGGAUCCCGUCGAGGCAAUGAAGGAGAGAAUGUGGGGAUGCUUGAAGAGGUCCCGAGAUCAGAUGAGAUGCACGUCUCUCCGGUUGCUCGCGAGUCGAGUGUUAGGGCUUCAGAACUUUCUGCCCUCAAUGACCGUGAGAGCGAUCGAGAGGGUUAACGUCUUUUGUGUGUUGUUUUCUUUUGAGUCCCGGAGGACUUUUGUUGUUGUUUUUAUUUUGAACCUUUGCCCUCGAGGCUUUUGUUUUGCUGUUUUCUCGCUAUCUCGAACUCUUUUGGUGAUUUAGACUGAUUUACUUUAGAUUUGUCUAUCGAAAUCGUGAUUUCUCAAGAUUUGAAGUGACUCUGCUCGUUCGGUGUAAAUAUUGUUCGAGAUGUCGAAUCAUUAUAAUUUUAAACUUGUUAUGACUUUGUCUCGGUUGACCUCUUUGAGUCGCGACCGUUUGCCAUUUUUAAGCUUAAAUCGUUAAUUUAGAGUUUUCGACUUUGACGGUUCCGCGUCGAUCCCGAUGUAAUUUUCAAGCGUUUGGUUGGCCAGACCUUACUUAGUUAAAUUAUAGGAUGAAUCGGAGUCAUUGUCUCGGCCGUGUUGGUUUAGGUCGCAACGCGGUCGAUUCCCGUGAAUACGUGUCUGAUCAGGACGUAUUCAAUCGUGGGAUGCGAGUGCCGAUACGUUUGUUCGAGGAGCCGGGGCGUGUUCGAGUAGGCAUCGCUUAAGUGAUCGUCUGCUUCGGAGAUCGAUUCCUCGGGGAGGGUUUUUAUAUUUUUUUUUUAUUUCGGCUGG
Brassica napus (rape) is the source of this 2913-nucleotide messenger RNA. RefSeq names its product meiosis-specific protein ASY2-like. The transcript has 3 exons. Lineage: Eukaryota; Viridiplantae; Streptophyta; Magnoliopsida; Brassicales; Brassicaceae. The record is from RefSeq and is a predicted model, not a curated record. The coding region runs from base 457 to 2289 and encodes 610 amino acids.